This is a messenger RNA of Malurus melanocephalus (red-backed fairy wren), 5530 nucleotides long. RefSeq names its product coiled-coil domain containing 117 (gene CCDC117). The transcript is spliced from 5 exons. Lineage: Eukaryota; Metazoa; Chordata; Aves; Passeriformes; Maluridae. Bases 257 to 1225 code for a protein of 322 amino acids. The record is from RefSeq and is a predicted model, not a curated record.
CCGGGACUACAACUCCCAAAGGUCCCACAGUGCCCGGGACUACAACUCCCACAGUGCUCGCGGGUGCUUAUCGGUUCGCGGCGAAAGGCCUGGAAAGGACCCGGGCUGUAUCGGCGGCCUCAGCCGCGGGCCCGCUCUGCCCGGUGAGCGCUGCGGGCGGACGCGGUUCCGUGAGGGGAUCCUGAGGGAGCCGGGCCGGCGCGUCUCGCAGCGCGGACUGCGGCGUUGAUGUGCGCUUUCUGCCCCGCAGMAGGAAAUGGCAGCGCUCGGCAGAUCCUGCCAGGGCAUCCCGGCGGGCYCGGCCGUGGAGCUCCCCACGGCUCCGGCCGCUGCCCCGGACCGCCUCGGCCCGCAGCCCUUAGCCGGCGGCCACGGCCGUCUCCAGCCACCCGCCAUGGUCGUGCCAGGGAUCGCAAACGACGGCGUCGGCGCAUCCUCCGGCCUCUGUUUGCAGAGCAGCUUCGACCUGGCCUCSCUGGCCGCGCUCGGGAGCCACAACSAGGGGCUGACGGUGGCCCCGGUGAGCUCCUUCACCAGGAGCCGCAGCCGUGUCUCUGUGCGAUGUGGAAAGAAGCAUAAGCUAGAAGAAGAGGCAGAAGGCUGUCCUGUGCGGAAGAAGAGACUGACAGGAGCCAAAAAUUGCCCUUUGAAUCCCAACACUGAAGAAUGGAUUCUYUGUGCAGGUCAGCAGGCAGCUGGGGAGGUAGCAAGUCAGUAUGGUGGCAGCGGUCCUGAAACUGCCAUGUUAGAAAUUCCCUGUGAAGAAAUGGAUCAGACAAUGGGGGAACAGCAAUGCGAGGUUGCUCGCAGGAAGCUUCAGGAAAUUGAGGACAGGAUAAUUGAUGAAGAUGAGGAAGUUCAUGCUGAUGGAAAUGUUAGCAAUCUGCCCACUCUUAUCCUGUCAGAUACCCUUAAGAAAGGGAUGAAGAGGGAUUUUGGUGAAGUCCUGACAAAGAAAAUAAUAGAGUCUAUGAGCCGUCCUUCUAUGGAACUGGUGCUUUGGAAACCUCUUCCUGAAUUUAUGACAGAUAAACUGAAGUCUGUUUCUGUUAAGAACUUCAAGCAGCAGAGCACAGAAGGGUGUCAAGCUAAGCAGCCAACACCAAGAGGUCCUUUUGACCCACAGACUGAAACGUUUCCUGGAUCACAACAGACUGCCAUGUCUCCAGAUCCAUAUGCUAGUUUGGCAAUAUCUGGAUGUGCAGAAGAAGAAAUGGAGUUGUAGAUGCCAGAUUUUAGACUGGAAGUGGUGAGCUUCUGAUGCUUAUUGUUGGUGGGUUUUGAUUAUUUUUUUCUGGUUUGAUGUGUGAAUCUGAAGUUUUAUUAUUUGUUUUUUGUUUCCUUACUAACAAGGACAUGGUUUGGCCAGGAAACACCCUAAGAUUUCUGUAUUCCACUCUGUUAAAUAUUCUUACUUUUACUGAAAAGGUAAUUCAGAGGCCUUUGGAACAGGGAAGUAGCUUUCCAUCUUGCUUAAUGGUGAAAUAUCCUCUUAAUUGCCCUUGGUAAAGUAUAAAAUCCAAAUACUGAAUGUAAUUGUGGCUUAAGCCACACCUUUCUCUUACUGAGCCAUUAAGACUGGUGCACAUACCAUGCUUGGCCAUUUAGUUUAAUUUGAUUUACAAAAGGGUAUGUAAAGCAAGAAAUACCUUCAAAUCUAGGCACAGAUAGAAAAGCAAUCCCUCUGGUAAUACAGCUUUUCACACCAUCUUAUGUGUUUGGACUCAAAUGUAGAAAUUAUACAAUCUGUGGGGUGGUAGGGAAGGAAUGUUACAGCUAAGCGUAAGUCUUUCGCUUUGUAGAAAGUAAAGCCAGCGCUUAGAACUUGCAGGAUAACUGCUAACUUCAGUCAUCUUUGGUUCAUUGGCUUCUAAAUUUUAUUUGUGGCUUUUUGAUGUCACCCUCCCCAAAUAAUGCAAAGUCUGGGGAAGAGUGGUUCUCAGCAAAGAGAUUCACAUUUUACAUUGUGCUGAGAUUCUUUGCAUGCACGGAGUUGGAAAGUCAGUUGAAGACAGUGUAACUUGAUUAAAUGAAUGGCAUCCUUUAAUUUGGAUAAACAUAAUAAGUAAAUCAGAUAACAGGGAGCUGCUUGCUGCCAUGAAGAGGGUCAAAUGCUUGAUUGUCUGUUACUGAGUCCCAGCUUUUGAGACUGCUGGUGUUAGUGGUGAAGUAAAGGAGRUGCCUGUCUUCUUCCUGAGAGAAUCUAGACUUAAAUUUUAAGCCACAGUAUGUGCCAAUAAUAUAGCGUUCCAUUGUUUAUACAAAUGUAUGCCAAAASAAUKUUUUACCCUGCUCAGGGUGCCAAGRAAAGGAACCCACAAUGAGCUAUUGCUUGUACCUUUUCUCAAUGCACAGUGGUUCCUUKUGUUUAAAGUUCUCUUGCUUGUUUAUCUUUUGUUCUUAAGUCCUUGAGCUUUCUCAGAGAUGCCUCAUGAAUCGAGGCUUUUCAUAAGAAAUUCUUGUCCAAGAAUAGGUUGUGUUCAGAGACCUAYGUCCCAAUCUGGUUUUGAUGCCUUGCUAACAUAAAGGAGCAAGUACACAGUCAUGCACCUGCUCACACAAGAAAAUCUACUUUUCCUUCACACAGCUGAUAGAUAAUCUUUGUGAUGAUAUUCUUUACUGUUGAACAACACAUAGCUGAGAGUUAAAAAGUUUAAAAUCAARCUUCUCUUUUUGCAGUUAUAUUUCCUUUUGGUUGUUCAGAAGAUACCCCUAUUUGUUAAGCCCUGUUUGUCUUGCUGCUUUUGUUGAAAGUUUGUCUGAAAUUUUGUUGAAAGUUUCUUGAUAAAACAUUUCAGAGCUUCAUUAAAAAACACUCCAACAUUUGAUUAGGUAUUACUCUGAAAACCAGUAUAAACCUGUAGCAUUCUGGAAAGUUGAUUAAGCUGAAGAACAUGUGCAGCCUAUCUUGCUAWAAUGUCUAGUUUCAUUUCAGGGUCUUCUAUAAAUUUCUUGCAUGAACUGUGUAAAAUUUCUUACRUAUUAUUAAGCUGCUGAACGUGCUUAAAACCUACAGCCUUUGAUGUGCUCCACUGCUUGAGCAGAACGUAAAGCAACGCAGUUUGGAAAAGGCUGUAGUCACUGCAGGUAGAAAAUGUGGUGCCUCCAAGYAACUGGUUUUCAGCUUGCAGGAUUAUAGUGAAAGGUCAAGGUUGGAAAUAUUUUAGAUGAAAGCUCUAAAUGCUAAAUAAACUGACAAGAAAGGAUGAAAAUUUUAAAAAUGUGAUGAAACCAUCUCAGCAACACUAAAAUUGCAACAGAAGGUGUAAAAAAUGGUAGGAGGCCUAAAUACAUCAAAUGAUGCAGUUGUUUUCCUAAAGAGUUGUUUUCUUAAAACUACCAAAUUGCCUAUCAGAKCUGYAGAAUAAGAAAUUGUAGAUGGCUUUUAAGCAUACUUUUUUCCUGCUAAGUUUGUACCAAAGGUUGGCUUUCAGAUGUGUCUUUUUUGUCUUACUUCAAUGCCAGUAGGGCAUCACUGACCUCUUACCUGUCAUCUAAAACAAGAAUAUAGUGGUGGACUAUUGACAGAGACCAUGAGAUGAAGAAAAAAAUUGUCUUAAGAAUUUUGCGUUGACAGAAAGUUAUUUGCAUUCAUUUUUUCACAAUACAUUUCUGCCCUUGUGAUAGGAGACAGAGGGCUUGAGUUGCUUUAAUUGAUAGAAGAGUGGUCUAAAGUGUGAACCAAGUGUCAGGAGGUCUGAGCAAGAUCCUUGCUACAUCAAUCACUUGGAGAGGGUGAUUGGAUGAGAUCAAGCUGUGGGUGUUUUAGAGACUUCUGUAUUUGUGAGUUUUAUUUGUUGUUGUCUUCAUUAAGACUUUCAUCAAUGCUGUUCACAAACAGGAUGGCAAAUGCAAUGCAGUAUUAGGAAAAACCUUAUUUUGAAAUACAGAAGAUCUGAUUCUGGUCUGCCUUCUCUUGGGACCAAAUCACCCUUUGUAUGUCAGUUUUCAAUAAAUUUUCUAAAAUAUUUUUUAGAUGACUGUUUCGUUCCUGAUAAAAGUGAAAACCUUGGGAGCCCAUGUCCACUCCUYCAACUGAACAGUACUCUCCUGGCUUAAGAAUAUUUGAAUUUAACUGUUAUUUUAGGGGCAUGCUCCUUUUUUCCUCAACAGUAUUCAGCAGGUCAAGGGAAGGCAACAGCAUGGUAGAAUAACCUGAAACUGCUUGAAAGGAGGAGUUAUUUUAAGUCUGUCACAAUCCAACAGCCUCUGACAAUGCAAUAAGGGUACCAAGAGGUGUUGCUAUAGUUUGUGUUUUCACAUCUUUCACUUCAGAAUUAAACUAUUCACAACUAAGCAAGUUACGAAAGUUUGAGGAGUUUUAAAACAAAUUCAGAUUUUAAUAAAUUUGUUAAAAUGUAACACUUUGCUGUUUUACCAUCUUCUUCAAGAGAUGGUUCAAGAGUUUUUUAAACAGCUGAAGGAAAAAAAAUGGGUGUGUGCUAGACUAGUAUUGCCACUGCAUUUAGGCUGACAGAAAAAUAGCAUUUCAGAUUUUUAUUUUAAAAAUAACAAAAAGCCCCUAUGUUUUCUAGGCAGGGUGAAACAUUGACUCACUUGGAUUUUCAAUCUAAAUUUGUAUAGUGCACAGCUGUACUCUUUACUUCUUUCCACUAUUCAGAUAGAAUGCUUUAUUACAAGCUAGGCUGCUCAAGCUUUUAAUCCAAAGCAGUCCUGUCACCUUGAAUGUUAGUGACCAAAACAUCUUUCCUUCCUCCCCGCCCCAAGUUAUUUUUGUCAAAAUUGAAUGCAAAACAUUAAAUAGUACCAAAACCAACAGCUGUGCAAACACCUGCAACAGCUCUCUUAUUUUCAGUAUAAAAUUUCAGUUUCUUCUCGCCCUCUCAGUGUUUUUAUAUUGUGAUACAGGAGCAAAUGGACGUGUACAAUGAGGAGUCCUGCUGUGGUAUUUGAAAUUAGCUCCUGACAAGUUCAUUUCAUACUUCAGGAUUUCCUGUGUCAAAACAGAAUCUGCAACAUUUUUCACACCGUGUCUCUCCCACACCCACCUCCCCUCAGACUGAGUUURGAUAGCAUUACUGGCCACCAGGGUGACACCACUACCAUGGUGAAUUUUUGRAUAGUCAGACUUCAGACUUCAAGCUCCUACCAGCUGCCUGCCUUAUAGAGGCUGAAGGUUUUGCUCGAGUAGCUCUUCAUGGCCCUCACACAAACCCCUCUACCACAUCCAGUGUCCCCAAAAGGAAACAGCUGAAACAUCCAGCUGCAGACACCCUAUGAGCACAGAUCAUCAAUGAAUUGUGGCAGGAUGAGACACCGAGGGACUUAAAUUCUGCAAGGCCCACAUACUCUCCCCUCCCCACUGAGUUCUAAAGCAAAAAAGGAUCAGUGAGCUGCACUGCAUUUUAAUUGCACCAAUACAGUUAAAUAUUAAAUGGAGAAAGCAACUCUACAUAGCAAAUGGAAAACAAGCAUUUAGUAAAGCUUUAAGACUUAGAGACUAUAAAGGUUUAGUCCAGGUGUCUAUUCAUGAAUAUCCCACUGAAGUUUUUGAUGGUAAAAUUUUAAC